Messenger RNA from Xenopus laevis (African clawed frog), 1401 nucleotides. RefSeq names its product golgin subfamily A member 6-like protein 22. The transcript is spliced from 10 exons. The coding region runs from base 264 to 1253 and encodes 329 amino acids. NCBI's taxonomy places the organism in Eukaryota, Metazoa, Chordata, Amphibia, Anura, Pipidae. The record is from RefSeq and is a predicted model, not a curated record.
CUACAGCGUUUGCCGCAUUUGCUGCGUUUGCUGACAUUUUUGCAAUUUUUUUGCAAGUUUUCUGCUCCUCAUCAUCAGAGCAUUUUUUGGCUUCCUCCUAGUUUGAUAUAAUCCAUCCUUAUCAGAACUAGUUUUUGGGAUAGCCAGGGUCUCCUCAGGGAGACCCCUUGGGGUACCCGGCCUUGUGCCGGUCCCUUUUCUUUUUCUUCCAGAAGCGACAACAACUACGACUUCUGCGUUUUUUGAAAGACUGCUGAAACAUCAUGGACCGCUCCCCAGAGUUGCUGGCGAUUUUGUUGACCCGGAAGAACUUCAGGGAGGAAGAGAUAGACAUCGAGAGUCUACUCUAUUUUUAUGAACAUCACUACAGGAGAGAGUUCGGGAAGAUAGAUGACUUAGCCAACUUCCUCAUCCGAUACGGAGACACCCACCAAUACCUGACUAGGGCAAACCUAGUCUAUUUCAUCUAUGUGGUCAUGAAUCUGGAACAACUGGAUAAGAUUGUGACUGAUUUCCAGCUGCCGGAAUCACCUCUCAGAGACAUCAAAAUAGACGCAGAGGAGGUUGCUGAAGCCUUUCAAACUUUAAGAUCAAUAUCGGAGGGCAUGGAGAGCAAACUCCUCGAGAAGGAGAAGGAGCUGGAAGAAGCUACCAUGACCAGUCAACAGGAGAAAGUGGAGGAAGAUCACCUGCAGGAAGAGGAGAACCAUCGGGAGGAGCAAGAAGAGGUGGAACACCAUAUACAGGAACAAGCGGAGCAAAAGAAGGAACAAGAUGAAGAUGUUCCUGCUGAAAAGAAAGAGGAUGUGGAAGAACUGGAGAAGGAUGUUCCUCCUGAACAGCAAGAAGAGGGGAUAGAACUGGAGGAAGAAGAGGAACAAGAGGAGCAAAAGCAGGAACAAGAGGAAGAUGUUCCUGCUAAAAAGCAAGAAGAGGCAGAAGAACCGGGGAAAGAUGUUCCUGCUGAAAAACAAGAAGAGGUGGAAGAAUUGGAGAAAGAUAUACCUGCUGAAAAGAUAGAAGAGGUGGGAGAACUGAAGAAAGAUGUUCCUCUUGAACAGCAAGAACAGGUGAUAGAACUGGAGGAACAAGAAGAGCAAAAGCAGGAACAAGAGGAAGAUGUUCCUGCUGAACAAAAACAGCAGCAGCCAACCCGGAGAAGAAGGGUUGCAAUCAGGCUCCAGAGGAUCUGGCGUUCCACCAAGAAGUUCUUCAGAGGGAUAAAUUGUCGUCGACCCACUCCUGCUCCGUGAAUUACACCCACACUGGAACCCACAUAAGCAUUCACACAUAUACUUACACAUGCACCCUCCCUUCCACACAGACAUAUUUAAAGAAUUAUUCAGUAUUAAAAUAAACAUUAGGUAAAUAGAUAGGAUGUGCAAAAUAAAAAAUGUUUCU